AGGCGGAGGAAGAGGAGGAGCGGCAACGACUGGCGGCGCGGCGGAGGCAGGGAUCCGAUGUGCCACAUCGGGAUGAGAGCGAGACCCAAAGCCGGGGCGGAUGAGUCAGAUGACGGAUCUCGUUGUCACAGAACUCUCAAAAUUCGAGUAAAUUAGGAAGGGCUCGAGCGGCGAAGUAUCAAUUGGCAUAAUAGGUAGUAUUUUUUAAGCUGUUGUCUCAUUCCGCCUCCAUUUAUUCCGCCCUCCUCUGGUCCGCGUCUGCUAUAGCCUAGUUUUGAUGAUUUUUUUUUUUAUUUCCGCCUAACUGGGUAAACUGGGCGUCCGGAGGAGUGGGGGGGUUUUGUUUCAUUCUUUAAAAAGACUCGCAUCAGAAGACAAACCCCGUCGAGCCUGACAUUUUCUUUUUUCUUUUUAAAGUCUUUUGUUUCGUUGAGAAGAGCAAAGAUGUCGGGACAGAGUAUUACGGACCGGAUAACUGCCGCCCAGCACAGUGUAACGGGAUCCGCUGUGUCGAAAACAGUUUGCAAGGCAACCACGCACGAAAUUAUGGGGCCGAAAAAGAAACACUUGGAUUAUUUGAUCCAUUGCACCAAUGAGAUGAACGUGAAUAUUCCCCAACUGGCUGACUCGCUGUUUGAGAGGACCACCAACACCAGCUGGGUUGUAGUGUUCAAGUCCCUUAUCACUACACACCACCUCAUGGUCUAUGGCAACGAGCGCUUCGUCCAAUACUUGGCUUCAAGGAAUACACUCUUCAACCUCAGUAAUUUUUUGGACAAAAGCGGGUUACAAGGUUAUGACAUGUCCACGUUUAUCAGGAGAUAUAGUCGUUACCUAAACGAGAAAGCUGUGUCAUACAGACAGGUUGCCUUUGACUUCACAAAAGUUAAGCGUGGUGUGGACGGUGUAAUGAGGACCAUGAACACAGAGAAGCUGCUCAAGACUAUUCCUAUUAUCCAGAACCAGAUGGAUGCUCUUCUCGAUUUUAAUGUCAAUGCCAAUGAGCUGACUAACGGGGUCAUCAAUGCCGCUUUCAUGCUCCUCUUCAAAGACUCCAUCAGGCUUUUUGCUGCUUAUAAUGAAGGGAUUAUCAACCUGCUCGAGAAAUAUUUUGACAUGAAGAAGACUCAGUGUAAAGAAGGUUUGGACAUUUACAAGAAGUUUCUUACCCGAAUGACCCGGAUAUCUGAGUUUCUAAAAGUAGCAGAGCAGGUGGGAAUUGAUCGAGGUGACAUUCCAGACCUUUCACAGUUCACAGUUUGUGCACCCAGCAGCCUUCUUGAAGCUCUGGAGCAACAUUUGGCCUCUCUAGAAGGCAAAAAAGUCAAAGACUCCACUGCAGCCAGCAGGGCCAGCACUCUGUCAAAUGCUGUGUCAUCACUGGCCAGCACAGGGAUGUCUUUCACUAAAGUGGAUGAGCGGGAGAAGCAGGCAGCUCUCGAAGAGGAACAGGCUCGACUCAAAGCACUCAAGGAGCAGAGACUCAAAGAGCUCUCCAAGAGGCCAUCUUUUUCCACCACAGACACAUCCCCAAUCUCCACCACUGGAGGCACCAUCAGCACAGCUCCUGCCAUCGACCUCUUCUCCACACCCAGCUGCUCCAACGGCGCAGUGAAGAUGGAGAACGACCUCUUUGACCUGCAGUCCACCUUCCAGCCCUCCAUGCACUCGGGCGCCACAGGGCUUCCAGCAGCUACAGCAUGGGCAGAUCCUUUCACAUCUGCCGAAGCCGGAGAUGAUUCCAUGCCAAACCUUAACCCUUUCCUCUCAAAACUCGUUGUCGAUGCCACUCACUUACCUGUCGUGUCUUCAGACGGUGUUAGCUUUUCCUCUAGGACAUCUGCUCAUGAAAUGUUUGGUGAUCGUUACAAUCCCUUUAUUGACACAAACUCAUCAGUUUCAACCAAUUACAAACGCACUGUGCGGAUAGAACACUCCAUCUCAGACUCCUUCUGUGGUCCAGUGUCAGUUGCCCAGCACCUCCCUCAUCAGAACCCCUUUCCUACUGAGCCCUCUACUGUAGCAGGUCUAUUCAGAGGAUACUCGGCGCCACAGGCCCCUCCGCAGCAGCCGGCAGGUGCACUCCAGGUGGACUUUGAGUCCGUUUUUGGAAAUAAGGCCAGCGGGAGCAGUAGCCUCAACUCGGAUGAUAUUACUGGAGGCAUCCUGAAACCGACUCUUGCUGGCUCCAACCUGGCGUCCAAUCAGCUGCCUGAGAAGCUGGUGUCUGACGACCUUGACUCUUCCCUGGCAAACCUUGUUGGCAACUUGGGCAUCGGAAACGGCACAAUGAAGAAUGACAUCCACUGGAGCCAGCCAGGGGAGAAGAGGAUGACCGGCGGCACCAACUGGCAGCCCAAAGCGGCACCGACCACGACCUGGAACCCUGUCUCCAUGGCUCCAUCAAUCAUGGCAUUCCCUGCCACCACACCCACAGGCAUGAUGGGAUACAGCAUGCCUCCACAAAUGAGCACGAUGGGGAUGAUGAAUCCUCCCACUAUGAUGUACACCCAGCCCGUCAUGAGGCCACCCAACCCCUUUGGCUCUGUGUCCAGCGCUCAGCCCUCUGCAGCCUCUAGUCCUUCCAGCCAGAGUCCUCUCCGAGCCCCUGGACAGGACCCGUUUGCACACCUCUCUCUGAAGGAUUUCUUGUAGAGCAUCUCUUUAGAUGCAGUUCAUGUAAUUUGAAGGAAGUGGUCUCUCAGAAGAUGAAGCACUUAGCAGCAAAACCUUGUCCUCGUUGCAGUCUAACUCUUCAGAGUAACACACACACACACCCACAUACACACCUCCCCCUCCACAUACACACACACACAAUCCAGACAAGAACCCAGUGGGGCAACAGCAGUCAAAAACCAUGGCAACUAUGUCCAAACGCCAUUUGACCGCAGCUCAGACCUAUAAUUCUGAACUAACUCGCCCAAGACAUCGAGUGAUGCUGCUGUCCAACCCCCCCACCGUGAAGAGGACCGCUAUGUGUUCCACAAUGACGUCUGCACAGAUGAAAUGGGUAUGGAGGAGUCGCUGGGGUUGGAUUGUAAAGGCUUUGGUGUUUGGGGAGGGAACAAAAGAAGAGCAGUCCCGCCCCUUUCCUUAUCGAAUCAUCCGUCGUCCACGCCCCGCAGUUAUUUAACUGUCACUAGGUAGUGAUGCUAAUGACGUUUACACCCGUUUAGUUUUUGUCUUUUUUACCGUGUUUACAGUAGACAUUCCUUGUGUGUCGUUUGUAUUUAUUUAUGAUUACCGGUUGAAGAUUGGGGAUUUAAACAACAAAAAUAUAUGAAAAAAAAGAAUCUACCGUACAUUGAACACGUGGGAGUGCUUCGACAUUAACAAGGAUCUCUGACUAUCAUUGAAAGGUAGAGUUUAAAAUAGAUAUUAUAUAAAUUACACCUGUUAAGCGGAAUGAUAGAGCACUAAAUAUUCUCCAAAGUUUUGUGUUAAGAAAAGAGGGUCUUUUUUUUCCUUUCUAUUUUUUUUUUUUUUUACUAGGUGAACGAUUUCAUCACAAUCUCAUUGUACUUACAGUGCAGGGCUGUGAGUAUGAGUCAGUUAACAGUAUAUAGUGGAUUCUGUGCCUAGGGUUUUCUUUUUGCUCCGGAUCGGUCUCCUUACUAGUCGCAGAACACUUCACCCACUAAUCUGAAGUGUGGCACUGGGUGGUGGGCUCCAUUUGCUUUAAGCUUGGCAUGCCGCUGACUCACUGACUGUAAUCAAAGGCUGCCUUUACUCUGAAUGUGAGAGUUGUCUUCAUGUUGCACACAUCUUUCUGCACUGCAGUUCUUCAGUGAGAGAGGGGUGUUAGAGCAGAAGGAGGCCUGCUGGUUGGAUAAUUGUCACACCAGUUGGAGAGUGGAAGGAGGGUGGGGGGGGGGCAAAUUUGGUGUAAGUUAAUUGUAAAAAAAUAAAAAAAAUAAAAGGCUCCAUAGACGUGGGGUGGGGAGGAGCAGCACUGUUGAUCGGUGCGACGUGUACAUAAACACUGACUGUUCUUUGAAUGCAUAAGUGAAAGAUGUAUGAAAUAUGAAAGCAAUUCAAUCAAAUUUGACUCUACCUAAGUUUGAUUCAGGAUAUUCUCUGCGUUGUUGUCCGCAGACGUUUUCUUUAUGUAAUUAGAACGUGUAGCAGAUGAUGACUGAACUCUUUCUUUCUUUUACAAAUAAAGAGCAGCUUCCACAAAGAUCA
This is a messenger RNA of Oryzias latipes (Japanese medaka), 4185 nucleotides long. Lineage: Eukaryota; Metazoa; Chordata; Actinopteri; Beloniformes; Adrianichthyidae. The record is from RefSeq and is a predicted model, not a curated record.